AUGUCUUUGGUUCCUUCCAUCACACAGGGGCAGACCAAUGCCGUCGAACCUGUCAAGUCUCACAACCAUGGACCUAGGCGUAACACUCCAGUCCCGCUACCUUUUACCGUUGGUUCACAACCUCCCGUCGGACCAAGCCACCAUGUGCCGGUCAACCAGCCGCUUAAAACUACGACCUCUCAUCCUGUAUUCAAACCAAGCUCGAACGCUACCCAAAGGCCCCGUGGAUACGCACAUGAUAUCAACAAACAACCGGUGGCUGCCAAACGCGUAGCCAGUGAUUCGAAUUCGGGACUUAAUCUAUCGCUACAUCAGAUGGACCAAUCGCACUUGACGCCAAGCUAUGGUGUUGAUAGCAAGUUGCGAGCCGAGUGUGGAAACCGGCGAAAGCAUUGUUUGGAAAAUCACACAGCCCAACCGCCGCUGGCAGAGCUGCCCCAGAAUCCAGACAGAACUGCCCCAGCAGCCGAGGCUGCAUUCAAAGUAGGGCAGUUCACGGAGCAUGUCACUCAUGCCGAACCUUCUGGCCUGAUUGGCGAUUCAAAAGGAAAUUCGUCUCCUGGUGUAAAGGCAGCAGAGGCUGAUAAGACUGCGACUGGCGAGAGCCAACUCGUCGAAUCAAUGGAUCGACCCACCAAACGGCAAAGAUUCUGUACAGGAAUCCGUUCAGACUUGCCUCCGGAAUGCCUAGACCAUUCGCUGCUCCCGGUAAAAUGGUCGCAUUAUGCCAUGUCAGGAACGAUAGCUCUCGGGGUCGACUGCACAUAUGCGGAAGAGAAGCUCGAGAAAGCAUUGAGGCAAAUCGGUUUUGUCGAUAUCGAGAUCAAAAAAUACAGAUGGCCGUUCGGAAGCUGGAUGGCGAACGAAUGCCAGAGCUCAGAUCGCGAAAGGCUGAGGAUGAUGGGCGAUAGGUGUGUUCAAAACCUUUCUUUAGGUCUCGACGGAAUAUCCAAACUCCCAUUCACCAAAGGCCUACAGUGGGAGCAGAAGUCUGUAAAUUCAUAUGUUGGUAAAGUUAGAAAAGCGCUUGGAGAGGGUCGGCUUCACGUGCCGGUCAUGGUUGCCUGGGCUAGACGACCACAAUAG
This is a messenger RNA of Pyricularia pennisetigena, 1086 nucleotides long. RefSeq lists its product as uncharacterized. The transcript has a single exon. The coding region runs from base 1 to 1086 and encodes 361 amino acids. The record is from RefSeq and is a predicted model, not a curated record. Lineage: Eukaryota; Fungi; Ascomycota; Sordariomycetes; Magnaporthales; Pyriculariaceae.